Messenger RNA from Iphiclides podalirius (scarce swallowtail), 360 nucleotides. The record is from the annotation of a GenBank genome assembly. Lineage: Eukaryota; Metazoa; Arthropoda; Insecta; Lepidoptera; Papilionidae.
AUGAAACUACGCGGAAGCCAGGUGAUAUUAAACGACGUCUAUCGCCCGCGGAGGUUGGGCGCGUACUGCCGGAGAGGGCGCCCUGGACGCGGCGCCGCCCCACCCCUCCCGGCUCCGUGCGGUCAAAUUUACAGGACGCCGGAUAGUUCCCGAGUUUCGACGGCCGCCGUCGGCUCAACCCUGCUGGCGGCUUUUGACGUGUUAGGGCGGCGUUUGCUAAGGUGUCCGGGAUUCGGGCUUUUCGGCGGCUAUUUCCUGGCCCCGAUCGAAUUAGUCCGCUAUUUAAGGCCGGAGUUUAGAAGAAAUUCCGCCCUGAAGGCUUUCGUAGAAGCAAUUCGAGUUCCAAGAUCACUAGCUUCA